Messenger RNA from Strongylus vulgaris, 1134 nucleotides. Lineage: Eukaryota; Metazoa; Nematoda; Chromadorea; Rhabditida; Strongylidae. The record is from the annotation of a GenBank genome assembly.
AUGCCGCUAUCUGUUGGUAUGGUUUACGAACGUAUUUCUACCGAACCAGCCGACGUUUCAAUUCUUGGAACCCCUUUGACAUUUCGCAACACCCGCAAGGCAAAGAAUCGUUUUUUAAAGGCUGCAUUGACGGAAAGACUGAGCACAUGGAACGAUGAAGAUCUUUCAAAGAGGGGUAUACCGACACAGGAGUUGAUCAACAUCUACGACAAGUGGGGAAAUGGUGGAUAUGGUGUCGUCCUCACCGGAAAUGUAGCAGUUGAGCCGCGAAACUUGGAGAGUGCUGGAAAUGCGAUAAUAUGCAGAGAGAAUGAUUCACCACAAUUACGAAAAGCAUUUAAGGAAAUAGCCAAAAUUUCAAAGCAGGAUGGAGCCCUCAUCAUUAUGCAGAUUACCCAUGUUGAUUACGCUGUUAAAGCUUUUUUCACGAGAAAAUUACUUUCGCCAAUAUUUCAGGCCGGUCGACAAACCCCUGUAGGAGUAAAUGAGUAUCCGUAUUCUUCCUCGGAUGUGCAACUAUUGGGCUCUGGUAUACAGUGUGGUAAACCCAUACCUCUGGCUCUGGAUCAGAUUAAAACCGAAGUUGUUGAUCGUUUCGUUUAUGGAGCUAAGGUAGCAUAUGAAACAGGAUUUGAUGGGAUUCAGCUUCAUGCAGCUCAUGGUUAUCUCCUUUCACAGUUUCUUUCUCCUACUACCAAUAAACGAACUGAUAGAUAUGGCGGUUUGCUGGAGAACAGAGUUCGAAUAAUUGUGGAAAUCUUCAAAGCUAUCAGGAAAGAGAUACCAGCAGCGACGGGCUUCAUUGUUGGAAUCAAGAUAAAUUCUGUAGAGUUUCAAGAUGAGGGAUUAACAACUGAAGAUGCUAAAAAGGCCUGUGCAAUUUUAGAGGAUUGCGGGUUUGACUUCGUAGAGCUUUCAGGAGGAACGAUGGAAAAAAUCGCUUUUCAUCAUGUACGCGAAUCCACAAGAAGACGCGAAGCGUUCUUUCUCGACUUUGCAGAGCAGAUUCGCCCAGUUUUCAAGGAAACUAUCGUUUACGUCACGGGUGGAUUCCGCACUGCAAGAGGUAUGGUAAAUGCAAUCGAAAGCGGCGCUACGGAUGGCAUCGGCCUAGGAAGACCCGCGACUGCAGAG